CCAACUCUCACCUCUCUCUCUCUCUCUCUCUCUCUCUCUCUCUCUCUCUAGAUCUUUAAAUAGAUCCUUGUUUCUUCGCUUCUUUGUUCGACAGAUACACUUAAAAUUGCAACGAUGCCGUCUUCUCAAUCUCACCUGUCUUCUCCCCACAAACACAAUCUUCAAACCCUUUUAGACUCAGCUCGCCCUUUCAUCCGCGGCGAGCUUGAAUCAAUUGAUCCAAAAAUCCCCUCUCUCGUUGCCGUCCUCCGCUCGGUCGGCGCCGCCGAGUGUUGGCACAAGCAUGGGAGUUUCUUCGAUCACCUCCUCGACACCUAUCGCAUCCUCAAGCUCUGGAACAGCCCUGAUUCCGUUGCACUCUGCGGUCUCUUCCACUCUGCCUAUUCCAAUUCCUACGUCAAUCUCGCCAUCUUCGACCCCUCUACCGGCCGCGACACCGUUCGUCAACACGUCGGCGAUGCGGCCGAGCGGUUAAUCCAUAUCUUUUGCAUUGUGCCGCGACAAUCUCUUAUCCACGAUGAUCUCCUCUUCCAUUACAGCGAUUCAGAACUCGUCGAACACCUUAAGAUCUCGGAUAUUUCAUUGAAGAAUGCGAAAGAGAAGGGUUUGUUUGAUUAUGAAGAAAAUUGGAGGAAGAAGAUACGGUCUCUUCUCCCACCGGAAGGGAUUAAGGUUAAGCACAUAAAGACCGGCGAAGAUGUGUUGGUCUCGCGACGGGUAGUUGCGACUUUUGUUAUGAUGACUGUUGUGGAUUUUAGUGAUCAGUUGUUUGGGUUUCAGGAUGUUUUGUUUGAGAAUUCGAAUGGUCGGCUUGAAUUCUCCGGCAACAAUGCCGCCGCCGGGUUGUGGCCCGGCGACGGAAAGCCUGGGCUUUGGAUGAAUUCGAUGUCAAGGUUGGCUGCUUUGUAUAGUUUGAUUGUUAGGGAAGAGGAGAUUUUCUUGGAAGAGAGGAAAAGGGCUGGUGGGGUUUUGUCAGGAGAAGGUUUUGGUGAGAGAGAUGAAGAGAUUGAGCUUGUGAUCCCACCUGUGUUUGAGAACUGUACUAAGGUUUUGGAUGCAGGAGAACAGAUAGAGGCCAGAGAUUUGUAUUGGGAAGCUGUUUGUGAAGGGUCUAAGAUAGGGUUGGAUAAGGUUGAGGAAUUGUUGAAGAGUUGUAUUAAGAAGAACCCAUUUGUGGGAGAGCCUCAUGUGGUGUUGGGUCAGGUUUAUUUGGUUAAGGGAAGGUAUGAGGAAGCUGAGAGAGAGGCUGAGAAGGGUUUGAUGCUUAUGUUGGAAUGGGGGAGCCCUUGGGAUAAGAGGAUGUCAUGGGAAGGGUGGAUUGCUUGGAGUAGGGUUUUGUUGAUGAAAGCUAAGGAGAAGUCCUGGCCUCAGAACGGUUGGGGUAUCCUCAACUUGGGGCUUGUGUGAAGUAAAUGUCUAUCACAGUGACUAAAAUGUGGUGAAUCUUGUGAUGAUGAAAAGCUUUCUCUAUCUUUCUCUCUCCCCCAUCUUUAUUAUAUCAUGUGCUUUUUUAAAUAAUUAUUGUGUGGCCCUUGGAUGGAUAUUACAAUGCUCAUAUAUCAAAUUUUAGAACUUAAUUUAAUCAAA
Macadamia integrifolia is the source of this 1587-nucleotide messenger RNA. RefSeq lists its product as uncharacterized. NCBI's taxonomy places the organism in Eukaryota, Viridiplantae, Streptophyta, Magnoliopsida, Proteales, Proteaceae. The record is from RefSeq and is a predicted model, not a curated record. The coding region runs from base 115 to 1407 and encodes 430 amino acids. The transcript has a single exon.